AUGCCUCUCCCGGAGGAGAAGAGGCCGGGAGAAUCGGCUGAGCUGGCCUACCGAAUCAGCUGCUGCCUCAGUGGACCGCAGCUGGCGCUGAGAAGCCCUGGCUCAGAGGGAUAUCCGUACUGGCUCUCCACGUCGUUUCCCGUGUUCAUCCGGUUCUACUUCUGGAACGUUACCAACUGGGAGGAUGUGCUCAGCAAGCAGGCCAGACCAAUUCUGCAGGAAAUGGGACCCUACACUUACAGAGAAGAACAUCAGAAGGUCAACAUAACGUGGAACAGCAACGACACCGUCACAUACAUGCAGAUCAAGACCUGGUUCUUCGAGCCGGACAUGUCCAACGGCACGGUGGAGGACAGAGUUACAACACUGAAUGUUCCUCUUUUGGCCGCUGCCGAUUCGGUUAAGGACAUGGGCCGCUUGGUCAAGUACAUGUUCAACUUGAUGGUGAACCGCGUGGGCAGUCAGGCUUUCGUGACCAAGACGGUGCGCGAGUUUCUAUUCGAGGGCUACAACGACCCUCUACUGGACGCCGCCGUGGCCAUGGAGCAGUUCCUCCACAUCGCGGUGCCGUUCGACAAGUUCGGCUGGUUCUACGCGCGCAACACUACCCCAUACUACGACGGUGUUGUGAACAUGGACACGGGCAGUGACGUCUCCCGCAUGGGCAACAUAUACUCCUGGAACUACAGCGACACCAGCAGCGCUUUCGCUGGCUCCUGCAACAUGCUGAAUGGCUCGGCCGGCGAGCUCUUCCCUGCGAGGCUACACAAGGACUUCAUCCAGUUCUUCUCAACAGACCUAUGCCGAACUCUGAAGGUACCAUAUCAAAAGGAAGCCUCCGUCUACGACCUGACCGCGAACCGUUACGCCGCCACGGAGAUGCUGUUCGGCAGCCCGGAGGUCAACCCUGACAACUGGUGCAACUGUCACGGAGAGUGUCCACCCUCAGGUUUGCUGGACCAGUCACACUGUCGGCAGAGCAUGCAGGCCUUUGUCUCAUUGCCACACAUGCUGUUUGCUGACCCGGAGGCUAUCAACGAGACAGAGGGCCAACGUCCGGAGGCGGACGUCCACAACUUCCACAUCGACAUAGAACCGACGACAGGAACUUCCGUGUCGGUGAGGGCGAGGUUUCAGAUCAACCUCCUUCUUAAGUCCAACCCAGAUAUCAAAGUGCUCAACCACCUGCCAAGGGCCCAUAUGCCCAUGUUCUGGUUCGAGAACGCCGUGGACACGACACCGGAGCUGGCGGCACAGUUCAUCACCAUCACGGGCACGAUACCGCUGGCGCUGCAAGUCGGCAGCUGGGUCAUCACCGCUCUAGGUGGCCUGGUGCUGGCCGGUGGUGCUGCCCUCUGCAUGCACCGAGUCUGACGAGUGCUGCCCUCUAGCCCACCUUGUACGACGUGAUUUCCCGUCGCCUCAAUUCCAAAGCGCGCGCGGUUGUCGAGAUGGAGUAAGGUGACCGCUGCUGAGCCCAGACUGAGUUGAGCGAGGCUCACUGCACCCGGAAGCUGCUGCUGCACUCGGAGCGGUUGCUGUGCUCGAGGGGUUGCUGCUGUGCUCGGGAGCUGUUGCUGCGCUCGCGGAACGUUGCUGAACUCGGGCGCUGCCGCUGCGGCCGAAAUGCCAGCAGCUGCUCUCGAUGGAUGCGAACGGAUGUUUCUACUCAUAUUGCCGUCCGAGCUUCAGCAGUGUAGCAAAUCACGUACCCAUGUAUGCACGCGACUUGUGUCUGGCGAUGGCUCGUGGCCCGGCAUCACCAGUGGCGUCUGACGUCACUCAUGGCCUGGCGUCAUCAGCGGCGUCUGACGUCACCCAUGGUCUAGCAACACACCAGCUCGUGAUCCCUGCCCAUCCGCACGACUCGCUGGGUGUGUUGUUGCUGAAGACUUCGAACUUAAGAUUACACGGACGGAAGAACUGUCGAACUGUCUUCCUCUUCUGGUGUGUUAGUUUGCAAGCAACGCUACGGCCAGCUCAUUCUUCCACUGUCCUUGGGUAAUAUUGAGUGCAGAGAAUUACUGGACGAUGUUUGUCUUUCGGUCAUAUAUCCGUCAUGAUACGAUUUUUAUUCCCGGAAGCACUGGCACUUGAAUCGUGUCUUUUGAUCACGAGUCCAACGCCCUACCAGCUGAGCUAACUGGAGAGGGACUUCCCGGAUUGUUUACUUUACUGUUAACUUUAGUUUACUGGCCGACACGUCGUGAACACACUAAGACACCAGGCGAAGAUGAUGGUCCGAACAAUUAGUUCAUCGGUGAUGCCAAUGCCUUGGAUCAGUCCUUCCGAAAAACUUUUCCAAUGCUGGAAGCGUCCUGGGCAAUCGUAUUAGAAAAUUUCCGAAUAGGGUUGCAAUGACUUGGUGUAUGCCCCUGUGAUCUACGUGUGGAGAAAGCCAUGUUUACAGGAUGUGAUCUUGUAAAACACCCGCGCGCGCCGUGAUCUCCGCUUGACGCUGGAUGAGCUUCUCAGCAUCCAGCCCU
Pollicipes pollicipes is the source of this 2486-nucleotide messenger RNA. RefSeq names its product protein croquemort. The transcript is spliced from 9 exons. Gene Ontology annotation, cellular component: membrane; cytoplasm. Gene Ontology annotation, molecular function: scavenger receptor activity. Lineage: Eukaryota; Metazoa; Arthropoda; Thecostraca; Pollicipedomorpha; Pollicipedidae. The record is from RefSeq and is a predicted model, not a curated record. Bases 1 to 1374 code for a protein of 457 amino acids.